Messenger RNA from Ornithodoros turicata, 1313 nucleotides. Its product is annotated as intracellular coagulation inhibitor 1-like. The transcript has 3 exons. Lineage: Eukaryota; Metazoa; Arthropoda; Arachnida; Ixodida; Argasidae. The coding region runs from base 130 to 1227 and encodes 365 amino acids. Gene Ontology annotation, molecular function: serine-type endopeptidase inhibitor activity. The record is from RefSeq and is a predicted model, not a curated record.
GAAAAUGCAAAAUGCCUCACCUGAUGACAUCUCUCGACGGGAGCCUCCAGGUGGAGCCAGUUUCUUUAUGUUAAGUGCACAAGGCGCCAAACUCUUGCUGGUCAUUUUCCGGUCUGUCUGCGAGGGAGAAUGAGGCGGGUGCACUUGGUGGUGUCCCUGGGGCUGCUGAUUGCAGUGCAUGGCCUGCUCGUGAGCUCCAGCAACCAAUUUGCCGUGAACCUAUACGAGGUGUUGCACAAGGAAGAGAGCAACUUGUGUUUCUCACCGUCGAGCAUCGCUUGGACGCUGUCUGCUCUGUACCAGGGAUCUCGAGGACUGACGGCCUACGAGUUGGCUACAGUCCUGGGCUACGAUCGUUCUCAGGGGAUCGACAAGCAAUUGGGCAAGGCUCCAGAAUGGACGUCUCUCUUGCUGCAAGAGGGAUUCAAAGUCUUGCCGAAUUACACCGCCAUCCUGCGAGACGUGUACAGCACAGAGGUUCGAGUGGCCGACCUCGGCAACCCCGACACUGUCGCCGCCAUCAACGAACAAGUUUCCAACGUCACCAACGGACAUAUCCAGCAACUCUUCUCCGGUCCUCUUCCACCUACCUCGCGCAUGCUCCUGCUGAGCGCCACCUAUUUCAAAGAAACGUGGCAAACGCAGUUCGACCCUUCCAAGACAUACCGUGGCCUUUUCUACAACUUUCGCGGCGAUCCCGUCGAGACGGACCUGAUGUACACCCGAAUGCGAGCGCCCGUCGGCCGUCACGGUGGCUUCCAGGGGCUCCUGUUGCGUUACGCGGGCGGAACCCACGACGCCCUCGUCAUCCUGCCCCAAAAGCGCUUCGGUCAUCGACGACUCAGCAUUAAAUUGGUGGAACAACUGCUAGCGUCGCUGGAAGAACGCGAGGUAGACGUCGUGCUGCCGCGCUUCAAGAUCGAGUCCAGCGUUCCCCUCAAGUCUUACGCUGCGGACCUGGGGAUGCCGUCCGCCUUUCUGGAGAGCGUCGCCGAUCUUUCGGGGAUCACCGGUAGCAGGGACCUGUAUGUGACGGAGUUUCUUCACCGUGCCGCCAUUGUGGUGAACGAGGAGGGAACGGAAGCCGCUACCGUGACGGCGUUAACCGCGGGUCUUCGGAAACGUCCCAAUGUGGCGCAUUUCGUGGCUGACUACCCGUUCGUGCUCCUCGUCCGCGAUGCCCCCACUGGGCUUUGGUUGUUCGUCGCGUACCUUAGCAAUCUGUGACCUUCCGGGUGAUUCCCCAAAAUGUCUUCAUUCGCCUUUGUAGUACCCCACCGAGUAUAGCAAUAAAGAACCUCCCAGAUGAUGAA